Cryptomeria japonica (Japanese cedar) is the source of this 3738-nucleotide messenger RNA. RefSeq names its product pentatricopeptide repeat-containing protein At2g13600. Gene Ontology annotation, biological process: RNA modification. The record is from RefSeq and is a predicted model, not a curated record. Gene Ontology annotation, molecular function: RNA binding; protein binding. Gene Ontology annotation, cellular component: intracellular membrane-bounded organelle. NCBI's taxonomy places the organism in Eukaryota, Viridiplantae, Streptophyta, Pinopsida, Cupressales, Cupressaceae. The transcript has a single exon. The coding region runs from base 449 to 2818 and encodes 789 amino acids.
AUGAUUGAAUGCUACACAACUGAAAUUUUGACUUCUCAUUGAUGAGGAUUAUUUGGAGCUUGAGCUUGUUCAACAUACCAUCACCUCAAAUGAAUUUAACAACAAUCUUCAUCAACUAAAAGUCAAAUUUCAGUUUAGCAUCCUGCAAUUAAAAUCAUGAUACAUUGUGAUGACUGAAAUAUAUAAGCCUAAAAUGCAGGAACUCCUUAAAAAACAAAUAAUCACCUAAUAAUAUUUUUGCCCCCUCUGGGACCUCUGGUCCUGAAGAACAGAAAAACUAGAAGCUUAAGCUCAGGCUAACCGUAAGUCGAUCAAAUGUAGCCAAAUUCGGUAUAAUGUAGAAGAUCUGUAUACUAGAGUAGAGAGGUGCCUCGUGCUAGGUUGGGAAGAAAAUCCAUCUGAUGAGGUCUGUUAACUGUGGCAAGCCAAAGCAUGAGGUUUGUUAACAAUGCCAUCCACUGCUCUGCUUUUGCCAACAAUGCGCUUUCAGAGGGUAUGCUCUUCCACUCUUUCAUCACUGAAAUGUGAUUUGCUAGACACGGUGUUUCAAAAUCAGCUUAUCAACAUGUAUGCCAAGUGCGGCGGCUUGGUAGAUGCUCGUCAAGUUUUCGACGAAAUGAGAGCGCGAGAUCUCUUUUCAUGGAAUGUGAUUAUUGCAACUCACCAAAGACAUGGUUCUCUUCACGAGGCAUUGACACUCUUUAACCGAAUGCGAGAUUCAGGUGUCCAAGCUGAUCAGUUUAUCUUUGCCAGUAUCCUCCCAGUGUGUGCCAGAUUGGGAGCCUUGGAAGAGGGUAGGGGUAUCCAUCAAAGCAUAAUCGAAAGUGGGUUUCUGUCCGAUGGAAUAGUUGUAAAUGCCCUGAUAUAUAUGUAUGUGAAAUGUGGAAGCAUUCGGAAAGCACGAGAACUGUUUGACAAAAUGCCUCUAAGAAAUGUGGUUUCAUGGACAGCAAUGAUAGCAGGAUAUGCAAAAUUUGGGUUUUUUCAAAAGGCUUUGGAGAAUUUCAAGCAAAUGCAAGUGGCAGGUGUAAAGCCAAACUCUGCAACCUUUGUCACCGUGCUUCCUGCAUGUGCCAAAACGGGAGCUUUAGAAGAGGGAAUGUAUUUCCAUGAGAAGAUAAUUAAAAGCGGAUUUUUGUCAGAUGAUGUAGUUAUGAAUGCCUUGAUAGACAUGUACGCUAAAUGCGGAAGCAUACAGAAAGCGUACGAAUUGUUUGAUAAAAUGCCUCAGAGAAAUCUGGAAUCAUGGAAUACGAUGAUUACAGCAUAUGCACAAAAAGGUCUUCUUUGUAAGGCUUUAAGACUUUUCAAAGAAAUGCCAUAUAGAGAUGUGGUUUCAUGGAAUGUGAUAAUUGCAGGAUACGCACGAAAUGGGUUUGUGGAAAAUGCCUUGGAGACUUUUAAGCAAAUGCAAUUGUCGACUGUAAAGCCAGACUCCACAACCUUUGCCAGCAUUCUUCCAGCCUGUGCCAAAAUGAGAUAUUUGGAACAUGGUAUGGGUAUCCAUCAGAUUAUAGUGGAAAGCAGACUUUUGUCAGAUGUUGUAGUUGCUAGUGCCCUAAUAGACAUGUAUGCAAAAUGCGGAAGCAUGCAGAAGGCGCAGAAACUGUUUGAGAAAAUGCCUGAAAAAGAUUUGGUUUCAUGGAAUGCGAUAAUUGCAGUAUACACACUUAAUGGACUUGUCGGAAAGGCCUUGGAAGCUUUUAAUCAAAUGCAAUUGGCAGGUGUGAAGUCAAACUCCAUAACAUUUAUCACCAUCCUCCCAGCCUGUUCCAAAAUGGGAGCUUUGGAGCACGGUAUGGUUUUCCAUGGAAAAUUAAUUGAAAACGGAUUUCUGUUGGACGUGCCCGCUGUAAAUGCACUGAUAGAUAUGUAUGCAAAAUGUGCAAGUAUACAAAGGGCGUGCAGUAUUUUUGAAAAAAUGCCUAAAAAAACUGUGGUCACAUGGAAUACAAUGAUUGCAGGAUAUGCACAAAAUAGAUGUGUUGAAGAGGCUUUGGAGAUUUUUAAGAAAAUGCAAUUGGCAUGUGUAAAGCCAGAUGCUGCAACCUUUGCCAGCAUCCUUCCAGCCUGUGCCAGUAUAGGUGAUUUGGAACAGGGUAUGGUAUUCCAUCAAAGAAUAAUCCAAAGUGGAUUUCUGUCCGAUGUCUUAGUCGCAAACGCCCUGAUAGACAUCUAUACAAAAUGUGGAAUCAUACACAAGGCUCGUGAUUUGUUUGACAAAAUAUCUGAACGAGAUGUGGUUUCAUUCAAUGCAAUGAUUGCAGGAUAUGCAAUGCAUGGCUAUGGCAAAGAUGCUCUUAAACUCUUUGAAUUUAUGAAGCAUUCUGGAAUAUACCCUAACCACAUAAGCUUCAUUUGUGUUAUAUGUGCAUGCAGCCAUGCAGGUUUAGUGGACGAGGGUUGUAACUAUUUUAACAGCAUGAGUGAAUUUUACUGCAUUCUGCCUACAACGGAUCAUUAUGUUUGCAUGGUUGACCUUCUUGGCCGUGCUGGCUAUCUUGAGGAAGCUCUAAAUAUUAUCAUCAAAAUGGCAACUAAACCUACUGCAGUUGUGUGGACAUGUUUGCUUGGUGCCUGUAGAUCACAUAAGAAGAUGGGGUUAGGAGCAUAUACAGCAACUUUCGUUUUCGAACUGGAUCCGAAAACUGCCCCACCUUAUGUUCUUCUAUCAGACAUUUAUGCAGACGUGGGCAGUUGGAGUGAUAUUCAAAUUGUAAGGAAAUUGAUGAAAGAGAGAGAAAUAAAAAAGGUUCCUGCAUGUAGUUGGAUUCAAGUUCAUAGAAUAGUACAUGUGUUUUAUGUUGGAGACAGAUGAUACCCACGAACACAUGAGAGUUAUGCAAAGUUGGGGGAGUUCUCUUGGGAUAUGGAGGCAGCAGGAUAUUUCCAGAUUCGAGACUUAUACGCUAAUUAAUGUGGAAGAGGAGAAAAAAGAAUUACUUCUCUGCCGUCAAGAGUGGGAUGGUGACAAUAUUAGUUGACUGGUAAAUGCAUCCCCAGGAUUCUGAUCAACACUAAAUUUUUAGUAUGUUUUGAUUUGCACACCGCAACCAAAUUCAUUUCCAAGUGAAGACUGGUUCCAUGAUUUCUAACAAGCACAAUGUUCUUGUGGAGACUAUUGGAGAUGCCAAGUGAAGAAAGUUGUAAAUAUAGGCUUGCAAUUUCACAAGAUGCAUUGUGCUAGACUUGCAGUGAUGAGAAGGAAUCAGGUUUUCAGUUUCUUAAAAACAUUUUUUCUAGUGUUUGGAGAGCUAGACCAUGAUGGGGACCUUAUAAAGGCGGAUAUAUAGAAUGUAUCACUAGCUGUGUAUACUGAUGGGGUAUUGGUUAAACUGUUUUAUAACACCACAGAGGUGUCAUGACAUUAAACUGUUUGUACAAUAAGCUUGUACAUGUCUUUAAUGAUGAGCUGAAGGGUGGAGAGUGGGAAAAACAAAAGGAAAUUAAUGGUUCAACACAAUCAAAAGCUUCUUGACCAGCAGGAAAUGUCAGAGAAGGGCAUAGGAACAAUCCAAUGCUCUGAUAUGAAACGUAGUUCAUCUCUUGACGGUUAUUUGCUUCAUUUGGCUGGUUUAGUUGUAUUAUCUAGUGCAUAUGUCAGGCCUGCCAUUUAAGAGUGAAUUAUAAUUACCAGAUCAUAUAUGCAAAGUUAUGUAUGCCCUCUUUGGGUGGAUUUCUAAUGUUGCUUCACAUCAAUUUGCUUUGAGCUAAUAUAUUUGUAAAGACAUUAUUUUA